Messenger RNA from Paramecium octaurelia, 186 nucleotides. NCBI's taxonomy places the organism in Eukaryota, Ciliophora, Oligohymenophorea, Peniculida, Parameciidae. The record is from the annotation of a GenBank genome assembly.
AUGAAAUACUUACUUGUUAAAAUAUAGCUCAUGAAGGAGAAACUAUAUAAAGAUUUUGUUUAAAUUUUGGAUGCUAGGAUUCAAGACCUUAGUUCUGUCUAUAAUGAGGAUGUGAUCCUCAUAAUCAUUCUAAUUGCAAAAAAGAUCUAAAAGUUUUAUCAUUAAAUUCAAUUAAGAUAUACUUGA